Messenger RNA from Prorocentrum cordatum, 4174 nucleotides. NCBI's taxonomy places the organism in Eukaryota, Dinophyceae, Prorocentrales, Prorocentraceae. The record is from the annotation of a GenBank genome assembly.
AUGGCAGCCCCAGUGGCCCCGGAUACGGCCUUCCUCCAGCAGCUGGGCGUGACGAUCGAGAUUGCCACGCCUCUCUUGGUGGGCCGCCACAGGCAGCACAUGAAGGCGCUUGCAGCACCGGGCCGCGGCGGCUCGGACUGGAAGCAGGCUCUCGUCAAGACCACGGUGGCCCUCCUCCGCUCCGAGGCGAUCCGCACCGUGGACCCGGGCCGCAUCGAGAAGAUCAUGACGGCGUAUGUGGCGACAGCGUACUUCCAGGAGAAGGUGCCCUCCACCUCCAUGCGUGAGGUCGUGCGGGAUGCCCUUGAGGAGCACACGCACGGGCACCGUGACCGGGACCGCCGCCGGGACCGCCGCCGCAAGCGCAGCCCGACCCCCGGACCCGCCGGCGGCGGGAGCAGCAAGCGGCAGCGCCGAGAGCGGGACGCGGACUCGCCUGACGCUACCCAGACAGUGACCAAGACGAGCCCGGGAGACGCAGUGGGCGGAGCGGAACCAGACGAAGACAGGCUCGUAUGCUCGCCAACACCGCCGGCGGGCUCCCAAACGGGCCAGCCCGGCGGACACAAGGUGGGGGACGCGGUGGACGUGUGGAGCCACACCAGGCGCGAGUGGGUCGCGGGCCGUGUGACCACCCACUACGCGAACGACCAGUUCGACGGCAACUUCCACUGCCGGGCGGGGAGCCUACGGGUCAGGAUGCCGCACGGCCACAAGUACAUUACCCCCGAGCUCAUCCAGACCCACUUGCGCGCGCCCGCAGACGGGCCUGAAGACCUGCCGGGCCAGGUGGCGGGGCGGGCCUCGGCGGCGCGUGUGCGCCAGGAGCCGGGGGCUGGCUCCUCCGCUGGCGGAGAUACGCACGGGGUUGCCAGCGCGGCCGCAGCGGUGCCCCCCCAGCGCCCGGGGUACCACCAGGGGCGCCGGCUCGCAGAGGCUGGGCCCACUGCCCUCGAGCUCAAGCUGAGCCAAUUGGUGGAAACGCUUGAGGAGUUGGGCGACGCCGAGGGGGCCGCAAAGCACCGGGAGCGCCUCGUUGCAGCCCAGCAGCAGAGGCGUGCUGACCAAGCGGCGGAAACAGCCCCGCCGAGCGCCGCGGCAGCCGCCCCAACCGGCGGGACCCCUACCCUGGACUCAGACGCAGAGGAGGCGGCUCAGGGGAGCUCGCCGGACGACCCCCUCGGCAUCGGGGCACUCCUCGCGGAGGCCGCCGGGGUGGCCGCGGACGGGCCGCCUGCGGAGCGCGCCCCGCUGCCCAUGCCCCUGCCCCGCGUAGACGUGGCGGCCAUGGAGCUGGAGUUUGCGGUGCACUCCGCGGACGCAACCUGGGAGGACCAGCUGUGGCAGUGGUUCGAGGCGCUUGCGCAGGCGGGGGUCUUCGUCGACACCUACGUGAUGGACCCAGCCAAGCGGGGCGAGGUGACCGGCAACGCGCACCUCACCCCAAAAUGCACGGCCACGACGCCCUGCGUCAAGGUACGGGGCAUCGGGUUGACGAUCAACUGGUUCCGCACCACGGACGGGCGUGUCCGCCUAGAUGGGGCGUGGACGCAGCAGCCCACCCUGCUUGAGAUGCUGCGUAGGUCCCACAAAGCCUACCAGCCAGGGAACUCGGAGCAGGGCCGCCUGACAGGCCGGCAGAUGGACCCGGUCCGGGCCGCGCGGCGCACCCAGCGCACUGAGCUCGAGCAGCGCGCCCAGUGGGAACAGCACCACCAGGAUGCGAUCACAGUGCUGGCGGCCGCGGAGAUCUUCGACGGCAUGGGCCUGACGGGGGUGUGGGACGUCCUCGACAGGGAGUUCGGCGUGAAGAACGUCCCCCCAAGCACCAACCUCCCGUGGACCCUCGCCCUCUACCAGGGCACCCUGGUCCAGAUCUGGGCUGACGGGGCGGCGCGCGUCCGCCUGGGAACGGGGCCUCCCAGUGCGGCGGACGCAGUGGCCCAGGUGCUUGCCAACCAGUUCAGCGGUGAGGUACGGAGGGCGAGCGACUUCAGGGUGACGGCGGCAGCCAACCCAAUCAGGGUGCGUUACGGAGUGCUAUCGGAGAGAGCGAAGCAGCGGGGCGGCCAGGAGCAGCUGCUCAACGAGCGGACCGCCCAGCUGGAGCAAGCCCUGGCCACCUGGCGGCCAGCGGUGGCGGGGCCGUGGCGAGAUUGUCUGGCUGACCUCGUGCGGCGAGCCCCCGGAUGGGAGGACCCGCAGGCGGGUUGCCUGGCAGGCCGCCGGCACCUCCCGGCCACGGCGGCCUUGGCGCGGCGGCUCAGCAGGUCGUGCGCGGAGUUGCAGCGCCGCCUUCCGCCGUCGCCAGCCACGAUGCCGCGCCCCCCCGGCACGGCCAUCACGGCGGGCAUGCUGAACUUUGGACUCAGCGGCGGAGCCGAGAUCGGGGGGGCGACCAUCCUCCCCCGGCGCUGGGAGGACAUCGGCGCGGUCAUGACGGCCCUGAACGCCGCCUGGUUCUUUGGCGUCUCGUGCAGAUGCCCAGAAGGCACCAACCUUGCGGUCGCCCUCCCGAGCUUCCCCUACACGCUGCACGGUCCGCGCGCGGCCCGGUUCGGAGCAGUGACCGUCCUCGUGCACCGGGAGAAGCCAGAUGCUGCGGCUCACCUCCCAGAUUGGUCCAGCGGGCCGGGCACCUGCUGGGUGCAGACGGGGGCUGGGGAGUACUGGUGCGGCUUCAGCAUCCCGCCACGCGAGAGGGGAGCCAACGAGCGCGCUCGGGCGGACGCGGUUCGCUCACUCUUCUCUGAGUACGACCGCGCGAGAGCUGCGGGGCGCCGCCGCCACCCGGGCGCACAGGUGCACAUGGCGGGGGACCUCAACCCCGGAGACGACAUUGAUGCACAGGUCCGCGCGGCGGUCGAGCAGCGGGGGCUCCGCCACAUGAUCCCCGAGGGCGUAGCCACCCACGUCCGGGGAAGAAGACUGGAUGUGGUACUUGCCCCAGCGGCUGGUGGCUGCGCGAUGGUCCAGGUCCACAACGGCAAGCACUGCAGGGACAAUGGGUGCAAGGGGGCCCUAUGCCAGGCGCGGAGCGAGGCCUUGGGUUCCCGCGAUCUGGACCACCAUCCGGUCACGUGGGCUGCGGCCUCGGUGGUGGCAGAAGCGGGGCCCGAUGAGGGAGCCCUACGUUACGACAAAGACCCGGAGAAGUGGAACCACGAGAUGACCGCUUUGGCGGAUGGAACCAUGGCCACCUUGGCAGGUGAAUUGGCCGCCCGAUGCCACCAGCCGUCCUGGGCCCGAGCCACCUCGCAGGAAGCCAAAGCAGCGCUGGACAUGGCGGCGUGGGCAUGGCGGACGACGGCCACCCUGGCCGCAGCCGCGGGGGACCUCGCCUGGGCGCCACCGCCCGCAGCGCACCGCCGGCAUGACGCUGACGCGGCUGAGUCCGCGGCAUUCCGGGAGGUGACCCAGGCAGCCGCCCGGCGCCAGCGAGCAGCCACGGCGACAUCCCUUGCUGCGCUUGAGGCCGCCAGGCAGCGCCUCCGGGAGGUCCGAGGCGCGAGCGCCCGGGCCCAGCGGGACGCCGCCCGCCACCGGGUGCUGGCCCUCCUCCAGACGAACCCGCUGGCGGCGGCAACAGUCCUCAAGGAGCACUCGGCAGGGCCGCCAGAGGGCCUGCCGGCCAUCAUGCGGGAUCCGGAGGAAGAGGGCCGCAUGCUCGUCGGCACGGAGCAGGUGCUGGAUGGCGCGCGCCGGUACAUCCUGAGGCGAGACGACCCGCCGUGGGGCGGCGAAUGGGACGCGGAGCACGCGGCGGCGAUGCGGGCCCGCCUGGAGCGGCAGCGCUCGGAGGCCAGGCGCGCCCUCUCCCAGUGGGACCCGGAGGAGGCGUACACCCUUGCAGAGGCAGGCCAGGCCUUGCGGAGGAUCCGCCUGCGCGCCCAAUGCAGGGGCCUCCCCUAUGCCAUCCUCCACAGUACCCAUGUGGGUGUACUCGAAUCCCUGCUGCACCUUGCCACCCUCAGCCUCCGGCUUGGCCGCCUCCCUGGCCUGUGGCUCGUCCAGGAUAAUUACCACUCGCACAAGGAUGGCAAGCCGCGCGUGGACUACGGCGGCUACAGGGUCCUCGCGCUGUGCUCGGCGGAGGGGCGCUUCGCGGAAGAGCUGUGGGGCGGCCGCGGCCGCGCGCUGCUCCAGGGCGGGCUGGGGGCCCUCCAGGACGCGG